AUGGAAUCGAGAGAGGUUCCCUCUAGUGGAAACGAUGUCCCUGGAAUGUCCUGGCGUUUUGGCGACUUGGUUGUAAGGUUGAUGCAACGGUCGCGUUCCUCAGCGCAUUACACCCCAACAAAGCGUUUCUAUUGCGCAACACGGGGGUCGACGGAAUCGUCGGCCGUGGGCAACACGUCUGGUGCGUGCCUUGUGACGGCUCUCGCGCUGGAGGCUGGCUGUCCUCUGCACCUGCUCUUUACCUUCACUUCCGCCCAUAGCGCUGUUAUACCGGUGCGAAAUGCACGCGUUGCGCUGCGCCACAGCCUCUCCCUCACUCUCUGCGUAGACCUCGACGCCUUCAGCGUUACUAAGGGAGCUCCGCCCACGUCAUUUUUUAACCUGCUCGGCGCCAGGGUGCUGGCACUGAAGCUUCGCUCCCAAACAUUCGAGUGGCCGCCCAGGAAGAAACUGCCCAGGAAGAAGCUGUACAGGCAAGAAACAAGAAGCUUCGGUUUCCGGAAGAACGGCUCGACCAUCGAAUGGGCAGAGUGGAAGCAGCUAGUUAGGGAGCUCCUCGAAAGGCACGACCCAAACCAGGUCCACCCGCGCUUCCUGCACGCCGAACUCCGCUUAUCCCGCAUUAACACCAUCCACCGCUUUACCCGCCGCACCCUUUGA
Messenger RNA from Gaeumannomyces tritici R3-111a-1, 660 nucleotides. RefSeq lists its product as hypothetical. The transcript is spliced from 2 exons. The record is from RefSeq and is a predicted model, not a curated record. Lineage: Eukaryota; Fungi; Ascomycota; Sordariomycetes; Magnaporthales; Magnaporthaceae. The coding region runs from base 1 to 660 and encodes 219 amino acids.